Melitaea cinxia (Glanville fritillary) is the source of this 674-nucleotide messenger RNA. RefSeq lists its product as uncharacterized. The transcript is spliced from 2 exons. The record is from RefSeq and is a predicted model, not a curated record. Bases 111 to 542 code for a protein of 143 amino acids. Lineage: Eukaryota; Metazoa; Arthropoda; Insecta; Lepidoptera; Nymphalidae.
CUUUGUAUAUGUGCUCUGUGUUGUAUAUAUAGGAAAAUAGUGCCUACCUCUCUCGAUUAAGUACAAAAAAAUUUAAAUUACUUUUUCAUCACUUACUGAUAAUUGAAAAGAUGUCGAAACAAGCGUUAAGAAAACCUAAAGUGAUACGUGAAUCGAGAAAGAAAAAUGUCGAUCAAAAAUUAAUAAUUUUGACAUUAAAAAAUGAAAUGAAAUUAGUAAUAAGUUGUGAUGCACUUAACGGUAUAAUAAUGAUGGGAGAUAAAUAUAAGUGCAUAUUUUGUAAUGUCGACAUGCAUAUGCAUACGUCUAAAGAGCAGCACAAGGGGUUAAUCGAGCACAAAAAAAUGUUAAAACAGUUUCCUUAUAUUGAAGAACUAUCAGAAAAUUUAAUUCGACCGAUAAAUGAAAUUAAUUUCUACUGUACUAUAUGCAAUGUUGUAACAUCAGCUAUGUCUAUUACGAGACAUAUCAAAUCAGACGGACAUACAAAUGAGCUGAACAGGGCUUUAAUGAGAGGAUUUACGUACAAACCUAUCAUAUAAUAUUUUGUUUCAGCCAGUAUUAAAUAUCGUCAAAGUUUUUGAUUCAAAAUGUUGAUUUACUUUUAUACAAGUGUAAGUUUGUUGUUACUUUUGAUAAGUCAUAAAAAAAAUUUAAGUAUGUUUUGAUAUUUA